Molecule: messenger RNA, 10177 nt
Organism: Pongo pygmaeus (Bornean orangutan)
Lineage: Eukaryota; Metazoa; Chordata; Mammalia; Primates; Hominidae
Gene: ZNF891
Product: zinc finger protein 891
Exons: 3
Coding region: 1522-3156 (544 amino acids)
Biological process (GO): regulation of transcription by RNA polymerase II
Cellular component (GO): nucleus
Molecular function (GO): RNA polymerase II transcription regulatory region sequence-specific DNA binding; DNA-binding transcription factor activity, RNA polymerase II-specific
Source: RefSeq, a predicted model, not a curated record
GGCCACGCCCCGGCCCCAGCCCGUCAGCCGCGCGCCCCGGGACCCUAGAGCCGGCGGUUCCUCGCCGGCGCCCCAGCCGCCACUCUGGGUCGGACACUGCGGGCCUUCGGCCUGGAGCGCGUGCGUGUCGCACAGACCAGGCUCCUCCGCGGGGCGGCGCAGGAGCUCCUGGGAAACGUAGUUCGGCCUCGCGUCCCCCUCGGGCGGGACCGCGGACGCCUGGAGGCAGGCACGGAGGACGGAGUUUCGCUCUUUGUUGCCCAGGCGGGAGUGCAAUGGCGCGAUCUUGGCUCACCGCAACCUCCGCCUCCCGGGUUCGAGUGAUUCUUCUGCCUCAGUCUUCUGAGUUGCCGGGAUUACAGACAUGAGCCACCAUGCCCAGCUAAUUCUGUAUUUUUAGUGGAGAUGGGGUUUCUCCAUGUUGGUCAGGCUGGUUUGGAACUCCCGACCUCAGGUUAUCCGCCCGCCUCGGCCUCCCAAAGCUCUGGGAUUACAAGCGUGAGCGACCGCACCCGGCCCUGACUCAAUUUUUUAAAAGUCUCAUUGAUUAGGUUUUUUAGUUCGUAUUCUGUUUUAGAUACCUUUCCUAGAUAAUUGUUUUUAAUCUAAUUUUUCAAAUUUAUUGGCAUAAAAUUGCCCAUGCUAUUUUAUCACUGUAGGUAAUUUCUAUGGUGAUUUUUAAAAUCACCACUUUUUAAUAUUUUAAAAUAACUGCUGUAAUUGUUAUUUUUUUCUUUUUUGAACCUAAUUAUCUAGGCCUUUUUUUCUUGAUUACUCCUAUAAGGUAUAUGUGUACAUUAGUCUUUUCAAAAAUGUAGAUUUGGUUUUGGUUUUUUUGUUGUUUUGUUUUGGUCUUUUUUGGGGAGGGGGGUCCUAUUACAGUAAGUUUUGCUCUUAAUUUUUAAAUUUUUCUUUUACUUUGUCUCUGUUUUUCUACUUUUUUUUUUUUCAAGACAGAGUUUCACUCUGUCUCCAGGCUGGAGUGCAGUGGCGUGAUCUCGGCUCACUGUAGUCUCUGCCACCCGGAUUCAAGCGAUUCUCCUGCCUCAGGCCCCACCACGCCCGGCUAAUCCAGCUAAUUUUUGUUUUUGUUUGUUUGUUUGUUUUUGAGACAGAGUCUCUCUCUUGUCACCCAGGCGAGAAUGCAAUGGCAGGAUCUCGGCUCACUGCACCUUCCACAUCCCGGGUUCAAGCCAUUCUCCUACCUCAGCCUCUGGAAUAGCUGGGAUCACAGGCGCACACUGCCAUGCCCGGUUAAUUUUUUGUAUUUUUUAGUAGAAACGGGGUUUCACGGUGUUGGCCAGGCUGGUCUCGAACUCUUGAGCUCAGGCAAUCCGCCCGCCUUGGCCUCCCGAAGUGCUAGGAUUACAGGCGUGAGCCACCGUGCCUGACCAUCUGCUUCUUGAUUUGACUGGGGAAGACUUCGGGUGAAAUGCAUCCCUCCUGUGACUGGAUUGGAGACACCAGAACAGAAACAUCCUGGUCUCUCGUCUCUACUGUGCAGGCUUAUGUACUCAUAAAAUGGCAGUUAUGGACCUAUCCUCCCCAUGGGCUUUAACUAAACAGGACUCUGCCUGUUUCCAUCUGAGAAAUGCUGAAGAAGAAAGGAUGAUUGCUGUAUUUCUGACAACCUGGUUACAGGAACCAAUGACUUUCAAAGAUGUAGCUGUGGAGUUCACUCAGGAGGAGUGGAUGCUGCUGGAUUCUGCUCAAAGAAGUCUGUACAGAGAUGUGAUGUUGGAAAACUAUAGAAAUCUCACCUCCGUGGAAUAUCAAUUGUGCGGGCUUACUGUGACCUCCCCAUUGGAUCAAGAAGAGAUAAGGAAUAUGAAAAAGAGAAUUCCCCAAGCCAUCUGUCCAGACCAGAAGAUUCAACCUAAAACCAAAGAAUCAACUGUGCAGAAAAUUUUGUGGGAGGAACCAUCCAAUGCAGUGAAAAUGAUAAAACUCACAAUGCAUAAUUGGUCCUCCACAUUAAGAGAAGACUGGGAAUGCCAUAAGAUCAGAAAACAGCAUAAGAUUCCAGGGGGACAUUGGAGGCAAAUGACAUAUGCCCCAAAGAAAACAGUAUCUCAGGAGCUAUUCCGUGACUAUCAUGAAUUAGAGGAAAACUCUAAACUUAGAUCAAAACUUAUUUUUUCACAGAGCAUUUUCACGAGUAAACAUUGCCAAAAAUGUUACUCAGAGAUUGGAUGUUUGAAACACAAUUCAGUCAUAAACAAUUAUGUGAAAAACUCUAUAAACGAGAAGCUCUAUGAAAGUCAUGAAUGUGAUACAACUCUAUGGCAUCUUCAGAGAAAUCAAACAGUACAAAAAGAGUACACAUAUUCUAAACAUGGAAUGCACUUCACACAUAAUAUGUUUCCUGUACCUAACAAUUUGCAUAUGGCACAGAAUGCCUGUGAAUGUAAUAAAGAUGAAACGCUGUGUCAUCAAUCAUCCCUUAAGAAACAAGGACAAACUCAUACUGAAAAGAAACAUGAAUGUAAUCAAUGUGGAAAAGCCUUCAAAAGGAUUUCUAAUCUUACUUUAUACAAGAAAAGUCACAUGGGUGAGAAACAAUAUGAAUGUAAAGAAUGUGGUAAAGUGUUCAAUGAUUCCUCAACCUUAAGGAGACAUGUAAGAACUCACACUGGAGAGAAACCCUAUGAAUGUAAUCAGUGUGGAAAAGCUUUCAGUCAAAAAACAUCCCUUAAGGCUCACAUGAGAACUCACACUGGAGAGAAACCUUAUGAAUGUAAUCAGUGUGGAAAAUCCUUUGGCACAAGCUCUUACCUUAUAGUGCACAAGAGAAUACACACUGGAGAAAAACUCUAUGAAUGCAGUGAGUGUAGAAAAGCCUUCAACACAAGCUCUCACCUUAAAGUUCAUAAGAAAAUUCAUACCGGAGAGAAUCUUUAUGAAUGCAGUGACUGUGGGAAAGUUUUCAGUGGCCUCUCAUCCCUUAGAAUGCAUAUAAGAACUCACACUGGAGAGAAACCCUAUGAAUGUAAGGAAUGUAGGAAAGCCUUCAGUGUUUCCUCUUCCCUUAGGAGGCAUGUGAGAAUUCACACUGGAGAGAAACCCUAUGAAUGUAUUCAAUGUGGAAAAGCCUUCAGUCAGAGCUCUUCACUUAUAAUACACAAGAGAAUUCAUACUGAGAGAGAAACCCUGUAAGUGUUAUGAAUGUGGAAUUGCUGUUUUCAUUGUCUUAAGGUGGAUUCUAAGCUCCUUGUCUCAGUCUUUGUUCUCUAAAAUAACCAUUUAAGGUUACAAAUGGCUCUUUUUUUAAUAUAACAUUUUGUUCUAUAAAUACUAAUUAUGACUUUUUUUGAUCCAUGGCUAUUUAGAAUUAGGUAUUUUUAAUAUGUGAGGUAGGUAUAUUUGCAGUUAUCUUUUUAUUGUUGGUUUCUAGGUUAAUUCCAUUGUGUUCAGAGAAUCUGGACUAUAUUUUACUGCUUUGUUGGUGUUUUUAUGAAAGUUAUUUUCUGGCCCAGUGAGACUGCUAUUGCUAGCAGCCAACCAAACAUUUGAGCUCAUCUUUCCUUACUAAUGAAUUCCAUCUUAGCCAAGAACAAUAAGAUCUCUGGUUAUAGAACUGUUCUUUGGCUUCUUGUAGCUAAGGGUAGCCAUAUCAUUCAUUCUUGCUGAUUCAAAAAUAGACAUACCACUGGGAACAGAACUAUCUAUCUUGUCCUCUACUUUUUGCACUUCAUCUUUGUCCCUAUGAAUUGGCCAUUCCUGAAGCUGCUGAAAGAGCUAUCUUGUGAUCAUGAAAAUGACAACUGUAGCUGAGGGAUGAAGUAGAAGAAAGAGAUCCCUGUUCCUCAAAGAAAUCUUUAAAUAGUUGUACCAGCCCUGCACUACUUGUAUCUGGACAUGUUCCUACGUGAGAAAAAUAAGGUUUUUUGUUUGUUUGUUUUUUGAGAUGGAGUCUCGCUCUGUUGCCCAGGCUGGAGUGCAGUGGCACAAUCUCAGCUCAUUGCAACCUCCAUCUCCCAGGUUCAAGUGAUUCUCCUGCCUCAGCCUCCUGAGUAGCUGAGAUUACAGGCACCACCGUCAUGCCUGGCUAAUUUUAGUAUUUUUAAUAGAGACAGGGUUUCACCAUGUUGGCCAGGCUGGUCUCAAACUCCUGACCUCAGGUGAUCCACCCACCUAGGCCUCCCAAAGUGUUGGCAUUACAGGUGUGAGCCACUGUGCCCAGCCGAGAAAAAUAUGUUAAUUGAUUUUUUCUUUUUUCUUUUUCUUUUUUUUUUUUUUUUUUCAAUUUUUCAGACAGAGUCUCUGUCUCUCAGGCUAGAGUGCAGUGGUGUGGUCACUGCUCAUUGCAACCUUGACCUCCUGGUCUGGUCUCAGGUGAUCCACCACAGUCUCCUCAGUAGUUGGGAUCACAUAUGCGUGCCACCAUGCCUGGCUAAUUUUAUAAAUAUAUAUUUUGUAGAGACAGGCUCUUCCUACAUUGCUCAGGCUGGUCUCAAACUCCUGGGCUCAAGCAGUCCUCCUGCCUUUGCCUCCCAAAGUGCUAGGAUUACAGGCAUGAGUUACCAUGCCUGGCUCUUACUGAUUUUUUUUUAAAGCACUACAUAAAUACAGUCAACGCAGUCACCAUAUUGUAGAAAAACAGAGGUAUAUAGAGUUCAAUGUUUUAUGUUGGAUGUACACAUUUGAAGAGGAACAUAGAAAAAAGUAUGGAAAAGGAAUGUUGACCGAGCUUUUAUGCUUAAGCAGCAGAUGAAGAUAGAACCAAGAUCACUGAAAGCAAGUGUUUAGAACAGCAAAAAGAGUAUCCCAACAUUUCAGCAUUGGAACUACAGAAAGUUUCAGAUAGAGGGGAAGUUACCAGUUUUAAAUGCUAAGUAAAGCAUGAGAUUUUGCUGCUUGAUCUUGUAGAUACUGACCAGAUUAGUUCUAACAAAAUAUGGAAAGAGUGGCAUACGGUGGAAGAAAGAACAGCAGUAGCUGCUGUUGUAGUUAUUCAUGUUAGCCUCAGAGGAUGGUGAGACAUCCAGAUGAAGAGGUUGGUAUGCAAUUCUAGAACUGAGGAGGUGUCUAGAUAGAGAUAUAAAUUUUAGUGACAUCAGUAAAGAGACAAUAACAGGCUUUGGAAGGUGAGUAAGAAUGAAAAGGGAAUGUCUGCCACCUACCCUGAAGACAUACAUUUAAAGGAACCAUAGUAGAGAGUUAAGAGGAAAACAAGAAGAGUGGAGUUUCACUGAACCAAGACAAACGAGUUUCAAAAAGGAAGGUGAAGUUGGCCGGGUGUGGUGGUUCAUGCCUGUAAUCCUGGCACUUUGAGAGGCUGAGGUGGGUGGAUCGCAAGGUCAGGAGAUCGAGACCAUCCUGGCCAACAUGGUGAAACCCUGGUUCUACUAAAAUACAAAAAUUAGCCGGGUGUGGUGGCACACGCCUGUAGUCCGAGCUACUCAGGAGCUGAGGCAGAAGAAUCACUUGAACCCGGGAGGCAGAGGUUGCAGUGAGAUGAGAUCUCACCACUGCACUCCAGCCUGGUGACAGAGCAGGACUUUGUCUCAAAAAAAAAAAAAAAAAAAAAAGGAAGGUGAAGGCAACUUUUUAGUGUUACUUAGGGAUCCAAUUAGAUGAAGUCUAAAAAGGUAGAUAUACAGCCAUGUGAAGAUCAUUUGUGAUUGUAGUUGGAAAUAACAUAGUGGUACAUUGAAGAUGGUUGCUAGAUUGGGCUGACUUUAGGAAUCAAUAAAGGGCAAAGAAGUAAAGACUGGAUGUAGACAAGUUUGAAUAAUAGGAGAAAGGGCAGUAACUGGAGAGAGAUUUGGAGUAAAGAGAUAAUUGUUUAAAAUAUGAAAAACUAGAACAUGUUUGAAUUUUAGUGUGAUGAAUGUAGUAUGGUGAGGUUUAAUAUGCAGCUUAAUAAAGUUUAAUAUAAGCUUCUGAGAAUAGGGUGUAGAUGUUUAGAGCACAAACAAAAGUAUUGGUGUUUGCCAUGAGGCGGAGGGAUACUUCCACCAUUCUUUCAGGAGUAGAAAAAUGGGUGGGUUGGUUUAAAUUACCUGUUAAUUUAUUUACACCUAACUGUACUAAGCAGUGAUCAGAAUAUGUGAACUAUAUAAUGUUUUGUGUUUCCUAAGAACUGUGUGGCAGCCACUAAUUACUAACCAAAUAUAUAUAUAUUUUAUUCUUUAUGAAUAGAUCUUCAGUUUUGCUAACAGUAGUAUUGUAUUUAGCUACAAAACUACUUAUCCCAACCUCUUUGUAGCCUUGAUGCCAUUUCUACUGUUCCUGGCCAAUAAAAUAUAGAUAUAUGAUUAUAGGUUUCAUGGUAAGAUUAUCUGCUAAGAGGAAGGUGGAUGAAAUACUGCAAGGAGGUUUUAGUGAAGAAGAUCUCUAUGUAUUUGAAAGUCCUUCCAAGUUAUCAAUAGAGCCAUCAGUGGAGAAGACAGCAAAGCAAGUAGCAAAGUGUAUGUGAAUGAGGAGAGGUCAUUUAAAUAAAAGAUAGCAAGGAAGAGAGGGAGAAAGUGGUAUAACUAGAUGGUAUGAGCUUCAAAGGAAGGAGUGGUUUUCACCAGGCUGCAAUGGUUAGAAGCAGUGUUAGGAAGCAAGGAAGAUACUGAUCCCACUUCCAACCUGUGGAUAUGUGGGAUACAUGAGAAUAAGCCCCCUUGUGAUGUGACUGUUGUCAGAUAGGUGUUUUUUUCUUCCCAGGGAACAGCCAAGUUUAAAUUAAUGAAAGGAAAUGUUCAGGGAAAUAGUUGAGGAUAUUAAGGGAGUUUAUUAGGGGAAUCUCAAGAGGGCACCAUGAAAGAGUCUCCAGAAGGGCAGGGGUUUAGGGUUUCUGGCUUUGGCCUGAGGAAUACAGAAGAUUGUAAUGACAGUAUUGAUAGAGGAAAAAAGACCGAUCAGGGGCUAUGACCAGUGAAAACAAAAUUUAGAGGGAGUAUAGGUUAAAUCCCAGCAGUCUAUAAGAAGAUGAUGGGUAUUUAGAUCUAAUAGGAUUCAUUUGUAGCUUGGAAAGGAGAGCCUGCAGUCAUGCUGUGAAACCAAGUGGUUUCAGGUGUUAGCAGCCCUGGUGGGUAUAGCAGUAGCCAUCAGUAGUUAGAAAAUGGUCGCAACUGGCUGGGUGCAGUGGCUCACGUUUGUAAUCCCAGCACUUUGGGAGGCCAAGGCAGGUGGAUCACGAGGUCAGGAGAUCGAGACCAUCCUGGCUAACAUGAUGAAACCCCAUCUCUACUAAAAAUACAAAAAAUUAGCCAGGUGUGGUGGCGGGCGCCUGUAGUACCAGCUACUCGGGAGGCUGAGGCAGGAGAAUGCCGUGAACCCGGGAGGCAGAGGUUGUAGUGAGCCGAGAUCGCGCCACUGCACUCCGGCCUGGGCGACAGAGCAAGACUCCGUCUCAAGAAAAUGCUCCCAACUGCAUGUGGUCCUUGGGUGAGAUCAUCUUAAGGAGUACUCAGCAAGGGAUUGUACUUUGCUUGGUUAGGACUGGAAUUUACACUCUAAUUUUGGCCCAGUGAUCUUGAAACAGAUUGAGCAUCUCAAAUCUGAAAAUCUGAAAUUCAGAAUGCUCCAAAACCUGAAACCUUGUGCGCCGAUGUGACUUUCAAAAGAAAUGCUCAUUGGAGCAUUUAAAAUUUCGGAUUUUCAGAUUUGUGAUGCUCAACUAGUAGGUAUAAUGCAAAUAUUCCAAAAUCCAAAACACUUCUGGUCCCAAGCAUUUUGGAUAAGGAAUACUCAUCCUGUACACCAGCAGGUAGACUCAGGCACAGUCUCGCCCGGCAUCUCACCUGGGUUUUAUUGCAUUAGCCUCCUAACUGGUUUCUCUGACUUGAAUCGUACUUUUCUUUAGUAUGUUUUCUAUGCAGCUGCCAUGGUAUCCUAUUCAAAAAAAAAACAAAACAAAACAAAACUUUGUGGUUUUUAAUUAUAAAACUAAUACAUGCAUAGGAGAAAACAAUGUAAAUAACUUCUGCCCUACACAGAAGGGAAACCCUAGAGUCUACUGCCUUAAAAAAUUAAUAUUGUAGGUGAAUGUGCAUUCUGUCAGACUAUGUACAUACAAACAUUUUAUAAAAAUUCAGUUAUACCUUUUAUCCCACAUCUUUUUUUUUUUUUUUUUUUUUUUUUUUUUGAGAAGGAGUUUUGCUCUUGUUUCCCAGGCUGGAGUGCAGUGGCACGUUCUUGUCUCACGGCAACCUCUGCCUACUAGGUUCAAGCGAUUCUCCUGCCUCAGCCUCCCAAGUAGCUGGGAUUACAGGCAUGUGCCACUACUCCUGGCUAAUUUUGUAUUUUUAGUAGAGACAGGGUUUCUUCAUGUUGGUCAGGCUGGUCUCAAACUCCUAACCUCAGAUGAUCCGCCCGCCUGAGCCUCCCAAAUUGUUGGGAUUGCGAGGCCAUCGCCCCCGGCCUAUCCAACAUCUUUUUAAACAUCUUUCCGUGUCAGUGCAUGUAGUUCUAUUUCAUUUGUAAUAGCUGCUUAGUAUUUGAUUAUAUGCUUGUACCGUAAUGUAUUUGAUCUAUUUGCCUCCAGAGUUUUUAUAACAAUACUGCAACCAAUAAUAUUGUUUAUAUAUUGUGCUUUCCUAUCAACUGUUCUCUACACUUCCCAGGGUGAUCCAUCUAAAGUACUAACCUGAUCAUAUAACAUUUCACUUUUAAUCUUCUUCUAGCCUUUUUCUCCAGUUAAGAUAAAAUCUUUUUACAAGACCUUGCACAAAUUCUUGCCUUUUCAGGCCUCGUCUCUGGUUAUUCCCUUUAUCUUCACUGUCUCCCUAAUUUAACCUGUCCUAUUUGUCCUUUAGGUAUUAUGUCCUUCAUCUGCUUUAACAAUACUUGUCACACUUUCACACUGUAUUGCCUGUUUGUGUAUUGUGCCCUCUACACUGUAAGUUUUGGUAAGGUGGGAACUUUGUCUAAAUUUUUCAUUGUUUUAUUACUUGGCCCAGUGUAGGUGUUCAGUUAAAUAUUUACAGUUCUUCAGCAAAUUUUGUGCCUUUUCUUUUACUUAGCAUUCUAGUGGAAGUUUAACUUAAAAGCUAUUUAAGUGAUUGUAAGGUAAAAGUUGCAAGGAGCAGGGUGCAAUGGCCUGUGCCUGUAGUCCUGUCUACUCUGGAGGCUGAGGUGGGAGGAUUGCUUGAGCCCAGGAGUUUGAGACCAGCCUGAGUAACAUGAGACUCCAUUAUAGUAAAAAUGCAUGGAAUUAAUUUUUCUUCUAGGUAUAGGAAAAUGUUCCACCAUAACAGGUGUGCAGAAACUAAGACUGUUAGGACAACAGCAGUUUAAUGUUAUUUAUAUUAUGUCCCUCUCCUAGUCCUUCUCCUCUCUUCCCUCAUCCCACUCACCACCACCCCAUUCACUACACAAACUUAUUUUUUGUAGAGCUAGUGUUCAUAUUCUGUUCCAUUAUAUAUUAUAAUAUGAAAAGGCAUGAGUUGACCAAGUAUUGGUGAGUGUGUGGUAUACUUGCUUUAGACUACCAAUGGAAGCAUAAAUUAGUACAAACUUACUGGGUGGGUGUGGUGGCUCACAUCUGUAAUUCCAGCACUUUGAGAGGCUGAGGUGAGUAGAUUGCUUGAGCCCAGGAGUUUGAAACCAGCCUAGGCAACAUGGCAAAACCCCAUCUCUACCAAAAAAAAAUUACCCAUGGUAGCAUGAAUCUGUGGUCCCAGCCACUAGGGAUGCUGGGAUAGGAGGAUCACUUGAGCUGCAGUGGGGUUGAGGCUGCAGUGAGCUGUGAUUGCACCACUGCACUCCAGCCUGGGUGACAGAGUAAGACCCUGUCUAAAAACAAAAACAAAAACAAAAACUUGGGAUAGUUAAGCAAUAAAUGUCCAAAGCUGGAAUAUUUAUAAUCUUUAAAUAUUAAAAACCUAGCAAUUUUAAACUGAGAUUUUAUAAAAGGAUUCUUCAUGUAUAAGUAACAAUAUUCACCUCAGUUUCAUGCCCUAGUGAAAAACUGGAAAAUUCCUAAAUUCCCAGUAACAGUCAAUAAAAUGGAAUAUAAUGCCGUCAUUAAAAUGUAAUUCUGUGUGGAUUGACAUGUGGAGAUAUAUUUGAUACAUUAUGAAUUUUAAAUAGUCACAAAAUAUGGUAUGACUUUUUAAUGCAUGUUAUAAAUAUGUGUGUGUGCAUUGAAAAUAUGGAAAGACAUAACACCAAAGUUUUGUCAAUGGUUAUUUAUGUCAUAAUUUUUUUUCUUUUGUCUUUUUUUAAGAUGUCUAGUUUAGUG